Sporothrix brasiliensis 5110 is the source of this 1905-nucleotide messenger RNA. Its product is annotated as dihydroxy-acid dehydratase. The coding region runs from base 1 to 1905 and encodes 634 amino acids. Lineage: Eukaryota; Fungi; Ascomycota; Sordariomycetes; Ophiostomatales; Ophiostomataceae. The record is from RefSeq and is a predicted model, not a curated record. Gene Ontology annotation, molecular function: hydro-lyase activity. The transcript has a single exon.
AUGGCCAGCUCACAACCCGAGCAGAACGUCGCCGACAAGGCCGAAACAGUGGAAACAACCGAAACAGCCCCCCCGCAUGCCGACUACCUCCUUGACCGGCCCAUCCAGCCGGUCACGGGCAUGCGCCAGGGCCUGCCCGACUACGGCGACCCGCACUUUGCGCUGUUCCUGCGCAAGGUGUUUAUCAAGGCGCUGGGCUACAGCGAGGACGCGCUGAGCCGGCCGAUUGUGGGCAUCGUCAACACGUUCUCGGGCUUCAACCCGUGCCACGCCAAUGUGCCGCAGCUGGUCGAGGCCGCCAAGCGCGGCGUGCAGCUGGCGGGCGGCCUGGCCAUUGACUUCCCGACCAUCAGCGUGCACGAGUCGUUUUCGUCGCCGACGAGCAUGUUUCUGCGCAACCUCAUGGCCAUGGACACGGAGGAGAUGAUCCGCGCGCAGCCCGUGGACGCGUGCAUCGUCAUUGGCGGCUGCGACAAGACGGUGCCGGCGCAGCUGAUGGGCGGCAUCUCGGCCAACAAGCCGGUGCUGCCGCUCAUCACGGGGCCCAUGAUGCCCGGGUCGUUCCGCGGCGAGCGCAUCGGCGCCUGCACGGACUGCCGCAGCAACUGGGCGGCGUACCGCGGCGGCGCGCUGGCCAUCGAAGACGUGGCGGCGCUCAGCGAGGAGCUGGCGCCGACGGCCGGCACGUGCGGCGUCAUGGGCACGGCGAGCACCAUGGCCUGCAUCACGGCGGCGCUCGGCAUGAUCCCCCUGCGUGGCGGGGCCACGGCGCCGGCCGUGUCCAGCGCGCGCCUGCGCAUCGCCGAGCUGACGGGCAAGAACGCCGUCGACGCCGCGCGGGCCCAGCGCACGCCCCAGACCGUCCUGUCCGAGGCCUCGUUCCACAACGCGCUCACCGUCCUCCAGGCCAUCGGCGGCUCCACCAACGGCAUCGUGCACCUGCUGGCCAUUGCCAACCGCCACCCGGCCGUCCGCGGCACCGUGACCCUGCAGCGGCUCGACGACAUUGGCCGCCAGACGCCGCUGCUCGUGGACCUCAAGCCCAGCGGCAGCAACUACAUGACCGACCUGCACAAUGCCGGCGGCGUCCCGGCGCUGCUCGAGCGCCUGCGCCCGCUGCUGCGGCUCGACGCGCUGACCAUCACGGGCGAGACCUUGGGGGCUGCCCUCGACGCCGAACAUUUCAAGCCGUUUCCCCUCUCUGCGCAAAUCAUCCGCCCCCUCGACGACCCCCUGUACCCGGCCUCCAGCCUCGUCGUCCUGCGUGGCAACCUCGCGCCCGACGGCGCCGUCCUCAAGGCCAGCGCCAGCAAGGACCGCCGGCUGCUGCAGCACCGCGGGCGCGCCGUCGUCUUUGCCGGCCCGCAGGACCUCGCGCGCCGCAUCGACGACCCGGCCCUCGACGUCGACGCCGACUCGGUGCUCGUCCUCCAGGGCAUCGGGCCCAUUGGCUUUGCCAGCCCCGGCAUGCCCGAGGCCGGCCUCGUGCCCAUCCCCCGCAAGCUCGCCGCCCGCGGCGUCCAGGACAUGCUGCGCCUCUCCGACGGGCGCAUGUCCGGCACCGCCGGCGGCAGCAUCGUGCUGCACAUUGCCCCCGAGGCCGCGCUGCCCGCGAGCGUCCUGGGCGUCGUCGAGACCGGCGACUGGAUCGAGUGCGACGUCGCCCAGCGCCGCCUCCACCUCGACGUCGGCGACGCCGUCCUCCAGCAGCGCCUGCGCGACCGCCGCCUGCGCCUCGACGGCGCCCUGCCCCGCCGCGGCCCGGCCGACGUGCGCCGCCAACCCACGCGCGGCUACCGCGGGCUGUACGAGCGGAGCGUCACGCAGGCCCACGACGGUGUCGAUUUCGACUUUCUGGCCGCCGACGGGGCGGACGUCGGGACGCGUGGUCACGGAAGGACAUAA